AUGGCAAGUGGUGAUUCGGCCAUCGAGAUCAUGGAGCUGUCUCAGUCCCCUGAUCACAUUGUCGCUGAGAGUCAUGGAGACGGAGCUAUGGAAGAAGACGUCUUCCUGCCAACAACACCGGUUUCCAACUUUGCACGGUUGCCCGCCCGGGCUCAUUCCACCCCGCGACCCAAGGGCAGUGCGACGGACUCGGACCCGCCGCCGGAUUACCCUGCGACGCCUACCAACCAGGCAGCGGAGCGCCAUUACGAAAACUUUGAAGAAAACUUUGCCGCCAGAAAUGAGGGGAAUGAUCUGAAGCCGUGCGAUCUGUGCGGCGCGGGACGAAAACCGUUCUUCUUUUGCCUGGCGCUGUUCGCCAUGGCGGUGCUGGUUGGGUUUCUGGCCGGUUAUUUUGUACGGGAGAAGGUUUACGAGAGGGAGUCGGCGAUGGUUCGCGGGAUGACCCCGGCCGAAACGAGGGAGAUGUAUCAUCAGCAGGCAGUGAACAACGUCUCAGCAGUCGGGAUUGCUGAUUAUGCCAGCAAGUUCAGCAAACACGAGUGUGCGAGUGGCGUGCCGUGCAGUCAAAGCAUGUCCACAGUGGUUGUCCAACAGCUGCGGGAUUUAGGCUUCACCGACGUGCGUGUGUCAUCGUACGACGUCCUCACAUCGCACCCUGACAUGUCGCGCACGAGCACGUUAAAGACCAUGAACCCUGAGGGGGAUGUGUUACACACAGAGGUCCUGUAUGGGGAUGAGAUGGGCUCAGAUGACGGAAGUAAGCCGGCUAACGAUGCGAAGAGAAGAGCAGUUGGUUCGGGUCAAGAUGAGACAAGUUCUGCCAGUGGUGCGCCGACUGUCAUGUACAUGCCAUUCUCCGGCUCCGGUAAUGUUCAGGGAGAGCUGGUGUACGUGAAUCAGGCUAGUCAGGGAGACCUACUUGUGCUGACAGGAAGCAACAUCGGCCUGUCUGGUAAAAUAGCCAUCGCCCGUCAAGGGACCAUGAUGGUGAUGGAUCAGGUCAGGAAUGUGGAAGAAAGUGGCAUGAAAGGACUGAUUCUGUACACAGACCCAGCGGACAUGGAUGUCAUCAUGACGUCAGGAAUGGAACGCUUGGUUGGAAUGACCGGUAUGAUGGGUGAUCCAUUGACACCUGGUUGCCCAGCCAUGGAUGGCAUAAGUCGCAUGUCAAUGGACAAAGCCAAGCUACCGAGCAUUCCUGUGCAGCCAGUAUCGACGGAGCUAGCAAUGAGUCUCCUGGGGAACAUGACUGGACGAAUGGCGCCUCAGGACUGGCAAGGGGGGCUAGAUGUGACCUACACCAUGGGCCGCAGAAAUACGAAGAAAGCUACUUGGACUGUACAGCUGGAUGUAAAUAACAUGCAGCAACAGCAGGCAAUUCAUGACGUGGUAGCUACCAUCACUGGAACUCAAAUGCCAGAUGAAUACAUCAUCCUUGGUGGUCAUUUUGCAAGCAUGAUGUCCAGUAUGGCCGUAUCGACCGCCAUGACCUCAGACCAAGGGUCGUUGUCCAUGUUCAUGGAGACGGCCGCCGCGAUGGGUCAGAUGAUGUCAUCGGGCUGGCAGCCCCAGCGUAGCGUGGUGCUUGGCCUGUGGGGUGGUGCCGAGUACGGCCACGCCGGCUCCAUGGAAUGGGUCGAGGAGCAUCAGAGUGUAUUAAUGGAGAGAGCGGUGUCGUACAUUGAUCUGGAUACUAUGAUGAUGGAGGAGAGUAUGGUUGUAGCACAGACGUCACCGCUGCUCAAAGGGCUGGUCAUGAAAGCAGCUGAUAUGUUGGAACUGAGUGACAUACAGCCAGGCAUGCUGAGUGGUGUAGGGGACCAUGUUGCAUUCACUCAUAUGAUUGGUAUCCCAUCUGUGCGUCUACAUGCUACACAGGGUAUGCAAGCGGUUUCCCCCACCGGUUCCCCCACCAUGUCUGCGCACAUGUCUGCGACCCGGCUUGCCACCCAGAUGGUACUCCUGCUUGCUGAUAGCGAUAUGAUCCCGUUUGACACCGGUGCUAUGGGAGAGAUGUUAGUGGGGUAUAUGAACAGUCUGGAUUCCAAGAUGGGUGACAUGUUAUCCCUCAGCAAUAUGACGAUGGAUAAUCUAAAAGUGGCCGUUACAGACUUCAUGGAUGUUACUAUGGAGAUGCAAAGCAUGAUGGGAAGUCCUUCCAUGAUGGAGUCCUCUGUUACCAUGACGAUGGUGAACCACAGGCUAAUGUACAUGGAGAGAUCAUUUGUGGACAUGGACCCUAGUGGCUCUAUGAUGCACGUUCUGUACGGUAUGACAGAAAUGGACACCUUUCCUCUGGUAGCACAGUAUUCGCCAACCGGUAUGAAUAACGAAACCAUGACGGCCCUGAUGGAGCGUGUCUCCAUCAUUCAGUGCUCUGUCCAAUCGGCGACCUUGUCUCUCAAGAUGGACCUCACAUAGCCGACCAAUCAGAUGCAUUGCUUUGUAAUGUUUUAAGUCAAGUUGUGAAUAAUAUCAGUUUUAUGUGCCUUUUUCUGUAAUGUUGCCUUUCAGUUGUACAUAAUAAGUGCGAUAAACACAGCGGCAAAGAGCAAGUUCUGGAGUGAACUUUAGUUAACCAUAAUUUGACCAACUUCGCUCCAACCAAGGAUGGUUGGACUAUUUCAGUCGACUAUUUAGAACCGGGAUCUUGGGCUCAGUUGCAUCACUGGUUACCAAUAGCCGCGCGCAUCACAAAGCACAGCGGGGAACCAGGACCAAGAAGUUUUGUGCUGACGUUUUGACCAGCGUUUGACAAGAGGCGUUCGGACGUUGCCAAUGGUGCGCUGGCGUAAGUUACGUCACAAAUCAACCACUAUUCGACUAAUGGUCCUCGCCCGAACUUGCUCAAAAAUAUGUGCCUUUAAUAUAAUGAAAUAUCAAAAGUCUUGUUGCUUUUAACUGUACUUAUUACAUACAUGCAUUUGCAAUCGGAUAUUGCUGUAGAUGAUGUACUACGAACUUAGUUAGUGUGUGCUUUGCUGUAGUUCAGUCGAAAACGAUUAUUUAUUAAAUUGUUGGCCAGUCUCAUGUGUAACAACCAUUAGGUGUAGGCCUGCUACAUGUACAUGUGCACAUGUACAUGUGGUUGCAUUGAAUUCCUUGUUGCUGAAGGAAUGUGUUAUUAAGCUGGCAUACAUGUAGAGCUAAGUUAUAUUUCAAAAGUGCUUAUUUUUAUUCAAAACUCAAGGUGUGAUUUUGCCAAAUCAAUGCAUUGGUAGAGAGCCUUCAAAUAAUUUGCACAAAUUAACAUAAUACUGCACGGUUUUACUCCCCUUGUAUGAGCGUGUAAUACUGUGCGAUAUGUUGCUUUUUAUUUCACUUCUGGUUUCUG
Messenger RNA from Patiria miniata (bat star), 3337 nucleotides. RefSeq names its product N-acetylated-alpha-linked acidic dipeptidase 2-like. Gene Ontology annotation, molecular function: carboxypeptidase activity. The coding region runs from base 1 to 2424 and encodes 807 amino acids. The transcript is spliced from 11 exons. Lineage: Eukaryota; Metazoa; Echinodermata; Asteroidea; Valvatida; Asterinidae. The record is from RefSeq and is a predicted model, not a curated record.